AUGGUUUCGAAUUCUCAAAGUAAGGAGGCUCAAGUAUCAAAAGGUCGAAGCAAGGACCUUGCAGUUUCAAAGGCACAAAUGAGUGAUGCCAAAUCUAUUCAAAGCAAUCCCACAAAGAAGAUGAGAUCUACUUCAACCUUCGAGAAAGACCCAAGCUCUGCGACAUUUGAUGAGGAGCCAAAAUCGACUCGUGGUAUCAACACAAUGAGCCAUGUUGUGAAGAGGAAAAUCCAGAAGAUUAAGCCUGUGGUUGAGUACAAUAAAAGUGGUAGACCACACGGCAAGGCUGCUAUUGAGAUGCAGAGUUACAUUGGGGGUAAGAAGAUGGUGCUAUCGUCUGCCGCCAAAAAAUGGAAGGAUUUCAAGUCUACCUUAACUAGGUUGUCUCGAAAAGGGUAUGUUGGUUUGGAGGACGAAUUAUCAAAAACCAUGCCCGGUGAAGAAAUCGAUCGUUUUCUGCUAUGGAAGAAGGCAAGAGAAGCUAAACAGGGAAACAUCCUUGAUCUAAAGGUUGCAGAGAAGGCAAAAUUAAUCGUCAACCCAGACAACUCAUAUGUCUUCUUGUUUAAUCCCAAGAGUUUCCCUUCGUGUUCACCACCACAGCCACCACCUAAAGAACUAGCAUCUAGUAGUGCAGGACGUUCGAAUCUACCACACCCUUAUUUAUGGAAUGGGAGACCAGUGAAUCAGUGGUAUUGGUUGUGUGAUAAAGUUUACAGUGCUGAAGACUUUUUGGAGCUAUCCAAGCAAAAUGCUGACAAUCGGAAGAAGCAAAAAUAUCACCACAAAGGUGGUGCAAAGCCAUUCAUCCAACAUGCUAUGAAGGCCCAUAAGAGUGGAGCACUGUUAUCUAUGAUAGAUAAUUGGGGGGCUCUCCACAAAGACAAGAAGGGUCAAUGGAUCAAUGAUGUUGCUCAAGAGAAACAUGAUGAGAUGAAGAAAAUGCAAGAUGAGAUUAGGGAGAAGUUGAUUCAAGAAGCACCUGAGUGUACUACACCUGAUUAUAUAAAAGUGCCAUUGGAUGCUAAGUUUGGAAUCAUGGUUGAGAAGCUUGGGAGGAAGGGAAGAUCAAUCUAUGGUCUCAAGAUGCUAUCAACUAAUUUCAUCACUUUGCAAAAGGAGAAUGAAGAUUUGAGAGCCCAAUUGAGGUCCGUUUUGAUUGCAUCUCAGGGCCAAACUAGCACCAGCUCUAGAGGUAGUAAUGGUGUCCUUUCUGAUGAUGACUAUUAUGAUGAACUAGCAAACCACAAUCUUGAUGAGAACUAA
Molecule: messenger RNA, 1266 nt
Organism: Prunus armeniaca (apricot)
Lineage: Eukaryota; Viridiplantae; Streptophyta; Magnoliopsida; Rosales; Rosaceae
Source: the annotation of a GenBank genome assembly